AUGUGAAAGGACCUGCAACUCAUAGACUAUCUUGUGGCCAGUCCCCUGAUUCAGAAACCAUAAUAUGGGAGACAAAGUACUGUAUUCUGACCAAUAGCCAGCUUGUGUUGCUGAACAAGGAAAAGGAGGUGGCUGUCGAAGGAGGACAAGAGCAGACAGCAGAGCCUACCAAAGGGCGUUGCCUGCGACGUACAGUGAGUGUUCCUUCAGAGGGUCAGUUUCCUGACUAUCCACCAGAGGGAGCUACUAAGCUUGAGGUUCCAUCAGAGAGGUCUCCUCGAAGACGGAGCAUCUCAGGAACGAGCAAUCCCACAGAUACAUCAAAUACAUCUCCUUUCCGAGUACCAGGCUUCUUUAGUAGACGGCUUAGAGGCUCAAUCAAAAGAACAAAGAGCCAAUCUAAGCUGGAUAGGAAUACCAGCUUUCGUCAUCGGGCUACUGAUGACAGGUCCCGUGGCUUACCAAAGCUGAAACAGUCAUUUUCCCAUGAAUCCUUGCUGAGUCCAGGAGGUCCUAUUGAGACAUUAGAUCUUGGGACUGAUGAGAAAGUCUUUGUCAUGCCACUUCAUAGCAGCAUAAUUGGACGAGACUUCUGCUUUGAGAUAUCUUGCUCCAGUUGUAGUAAAUGCUUCAGUUGCUCUUCUGCUGCUGAAAGAGACAUUUGGAUGGAGAACAUACGGAGGGCUAUCCAGCCUAACAAGGAUAACUGCCGACGAGAUGAGAACGUGUUGCGUCUUUGGAUCAUUGAAGCCAAAGGUUUGGCCCCCAAGAAGAAGUAUUUCUGUGAAAUAUGCCUGGAUGAAAUAUUAGUUGCCCGAACUACCAGUAAAGCAAAAGCUGACAAUAUUUUCUGGGGUGAACAGUUUGAAUUCUCUGGCCUUCCACCCACCUAUAGCAUUACUGUCCACAUCUAUAAGGACACUGAAAAGAGAAAGAAAAACUAUAAGAAUAAUUAUGUUGGUCUGAUCAGCAUUCCCAUAGCUACUGUAACCGGUCGACAGUUUGUGGAAAAGUGGUACACCAUCAGCACUCCCACGGUCAGUAAAGGAAAGUCUGGUGUGCCAUCUAUCCGGAUCAAGUCACGAUACCAAACCAUCACCGUCCUCCCUAUGGAAAAAUACAAAGAGUUUGCUGAAUUUGUAACCAACAAUUACACUGAAUUAUGCUCUGUUUUGGAGCCAGUGAUAAGUGUCAGAAACAAAGAGGAGAUGGCCUGUGCUAUGGUGCACAUUCUUCAGAGCACUGGCAGAGCAAAGGACUUCUUGACUGAUCUAGUGAUGUCUGAAGUUGAUCGCUGUGGGGACCAUGAUGAGUUGAUCUUCAGAGAGAAUACACUUGCCACCAAAUCCAUUGAGGAAUACCUCAAGUUGGUGGGACAGAAGUAUCUGCAUGAUGCACUAGGUACAGAAUAUUUCUAUAUGAUUAUAUAUGCUAUUUCUAUUUUAACAAGUUUAUUGUGA
Molecule: messenger RNA, 1460 nt
Organism: Python bivittatus (Burmese python)
Lineage: Eukaryota; Metazoa; Chordata; Lepidosauria; Squamata; Pythonidae
Source: RefSeq, a predicted model, not a curated record